Messenger RNA from Micropterus dolomieu (smallmouth bass), 4450 nucleotides. RefSeq names its product adaptor protein, phosphotyrosine interaction, PH domain and leucine zipper containing 1 (gene appl1). Gene Ontology annotation, molecular function: protein binding. The coding region runs from base 137 to 2263 and encodes 708 amino acids. Gene Ontology annotation, biological process: signaling. Lineage: Eukaryota; Metazoa; Chordata; Actinopteri; Centrarchiformes; Centrarchidae. The record is from RefSeq and is a predicted model, not a curated record. Gene Ontology annotation, cellular component: endosome membrane; cytoplasm. The transcript has 22 exons.
CGGAACCAGGAGGAGCUGUUUUUGGGGUGUUGUGAAUUUGUGUUGCGAAGAAAUCUCGAGUGGGAGUUGUCGGGCUGAUUUGUUGUGCAUUUUGUCCGUCAAAAACGCACCGAUUACCGACGCGCCAGCCGCAGCCAUGCCCGGGAUAGAGAAGCUGCCGAUAGAGGAGACGCUGGAGGACAGUCCGCAGACACGCUCUCUGCUGGGGGUGUUUGAGGAGGACACUGCAGCCAUCUCCAGCUACUGCACACAGCUCUACCAGGCCAUGCAGAGGAUUUAUGAUGCACAGAAUGAGCUGAGUGCUGCAACACACCUGACCUCCAGACUACUGAAAGAGUAUGACAAACAGCGUUUUCCUCUAGGGGGCGAUGAUGAGGUGAUGAGCUCCACCCUGCAGCAGUUUGCAAAAGUCAUUGAUGAGUUGAGUUCCUGUCAUGCUGUCUUGUCCACCCAGCUUGCAGAUGCCAUGAUGUUUCCUGUUACUCAGUUUAAAGAGAGAGACCUGAAGGAAAUCCUCACGCUGAAAGAAGUCUUCCAAAUAGCCAGCAAUGAUCAUGACACAGCCAUUAACAGAUACAGCCGCCUAUCCAAGAGGAGAGACAACGAGAAAUUGCGGGCGGAGGCUGUGGAGGACGUCUACACCUCUCGCAAGAAACAGCACCAGACCAUGAUGCACUACUUCUGCUCUCUUAACACACUUCAGUACAAGAAGAAGACGGCUCUGCUGGAGCCGCUGCUGGGCUACAUGCAGGCCCAGAUCAGUUUCUUUAAGCUGGGUUCAGAAAAUCUCACCCAGCAGUGGGAGGACUUCCUGGGAACCAUAGGAACCAGUGUCCAAAAUGUGCGUCGUGAGAUGGAGGAGGAGGUUGGGCAGAUGCAGCAGACUAUCCAAGAUAUGGAGAGAUCAUGUGACCCUCUGUACGCACCGUGUGACCCUGACCCCGCCCACUCACCUGUCUGUCGCAACCUGACCAGGAAACAGGGCUACCUGUACAUCCGCAAUAAGACGGGGCUGGUUUCAUCAUCCUGGGAGCGUCAGUACUUCUUCACGCAGGGCGGUAAUCUGAUGCAGCAGGGCCGAGGAGAGGUGGCGGGCGGGCUCGUCACAGACCUUGACAACUGUUCUGUCAUGGCGGUUGACUGUGACGACCGCCGCUUCUGCUUCCAGGUCACUUCCUUCGAUGGCAAGAAAGUGGUGACGCUGCAGUCGGAGAGCAGGAAGGACUGCGAGGAGUGGAUCGCCACCAUCAACAACAUCUCCAAAAGGAUCUACCUGAGUGAGAACGCAGAGGAGCUGGCAGCCAGAGUGAACCAAUCCGCUCUUGAAGCCGUGACGCCAUCACCGUCCUUCCAGCAGAGGCAUGAGAGCAUGAGACCCAGCAGUAAAGGGCGUGUGGGCCGAGCAAGCAGUAUUAGCUCUGUGGGCUCGGAGCCUUCGCCAGCCCUGUCCGUGCUCUCUUUGGAUGCACUGGUUGCCCCGGAUACACCCAUCCAGUUUGACAUUAUUUCCCCGGUCAGCGAGGAGAACUCGGGACAGAACAAGACGGCAGCACAGUCCGGCAGAAGAAGUAAUCCAUUUGGAGAGUCAGGAGACAGCACAUCAGAAGACAGCGAAGACUCUAUCCUCCACCAGCUCUUCAUCGUUCGCUUCCUGGGCUCCAUGGAGGUGAAGACGGCGGAGUCAGCAGACGUCAUCUCUGAGACCAUGAGGCAGAUCAUGGCAGCCAGAGCCAUCCACAACAUCUUCAGGAUGACAGAAUCACAUCUGCUGGUCACCUGUGACUGCCUCAAGCUCAUUGAUCCUCAGACACAAGUCACUCGACUCAGGUUCCCUCUCUCCAGUGUGGUUCAGUGUUUGUCCCAUCAGGACAACAAGAGGCUGUUUGGUUUCGUUCUGCAGUCAGCAGGCGGGCGGGGUGACAGCCGAGCCGUCUGCUACAUCUUCGAGUCCAACAACGAAGGAGAGAAGAUCUGUGACAGCAUCGGUCUGGCCAAGCAGAUAGCCUUCCACUCUGAUAUGGACCGUAAGGCAGUGGAGAAGAGGAAGGAGCAGGACAAGGCCAAAGAGAAACAGCAGGAAGAACUCAGCAAACAGAGACAGAUAGAGAAGGAUCUGGAGGAGCAGAGCCGUUUGAUCGCCGCUUCGAGUCGCCCCGCUAACCCGCCAACAUCUGACGGACAAUUCUUAGUGCUUAGCAACAGCCAAUCAGAGGACAGCGAUGCCGGGGAGGAGGGGAAGAAGAAGGGCGAGUCUGAAGCCUAACAAAGCUAACGAGGGACGCAUGUUUUACCACCCAGGCAAGUCUCAGCUGGUACUGUCAAAACAACAGCUCAGGAAUCAGAGGAGGGGAACAACACCCGCCCGCCCAGGCUGCCUGGACACAAAGAACAUGUGCUCUCUCUCUGCUGGACUCUGUUUGUAGUUUGUGGUGGAGCUUGUCACUCUGAAAACGGAGAAUAAACUAAACGCACCCUCGCUGUAAGAAGGAGGGCAGUAGGCAUGGAAACGUCUCGUCAUGGACUUGGGUUUUAUUCUGUGUGUAAAAAUGCUGCUUUUUAUACCGGCUCCACAAAUAUAGAUUAACCUGUAAGUUUCUGUUUUUUAUGUUUAUUUUAUAAAAAAAAAAAUAGAUAACAGCAGUGACAGAGGAUUUAAAGAGACAGAUGUGCGGAAUAAUAAAUCAGGAUCUGAAGGAGACGUUGGGAGAAAACAUGCAAGUCAGAUUUAGACGGUGUCGGUGUUGGCUGUUGCUCAACUGCUCUUUGGCAGGAGAUGAAGGUUUCCCUCCACCAGGAGGUCCCAAAGGGCAGUAAGACACCUCAGUAUUGUUGGUUAAAGGUGUGAGAUACAAAAAGAGAAGAUGAAAGAGAGAGAGCAUGGAGUCUUAUUUUGAAGAGUCCUUCCUGUUGUGACGUGUUCAUCGCCUGACCAUGUUUCAAAGCAUCCUGCAGUGUCGUGGAUAUUUUUUAGUUCUUCCCUUCCUUCCGGGCAGUCACUGUUUUUCAUUAAUUUCACAGCAGAAUGAAAAAUAACUUGCAAAUUCUUGAAACUUCAUCAUUACAGUAGAGCUUCAACGAUUGGUCCAUUAAUCAAAAAAUGAAUACUUUGUUCAUCAUUUAAGAUAGUUUCAAGCAGAAAUGUUGAAGCUUUAAUGGUUCCAGCUUCUCAAAUGUGAGAAUUUGUGCUGGACGUUUUUGUUUGUUUGUUUUUUUUAUAGUUUUCAGAUGUUCUAUAGAUCAUUCGAUGAAUCCCCAAAAAUGACUAAAUCAAUAAUACAAAUUAUUGUUAGUAGCAGUCCUACGUCAUAGUCAUCAGGACUACUUUUAAAACAGCUGGACUGAUGGGAAAAGUCUUGCGUUGCCACAUUACUACAACAACAGCCGUGUCUCUGUUUUGUUUCGUGUAUUUCGAAACUCAAGUCAAGUCUCUGCGAGCUGAUUUUUUUCAGAUUAACUGAAGGCAGCUGCUUGGAAAGUGAAGAGAAACAUAUGUAGAGGUCAACAACAUCGUCCAGUCUGCAUGGAUUUGGUGAUUGCUGUAUUUGCUGAGGUAACUGUAGAAAAACAGAAAACAUCAUUAGCUCUGCUCUGUCCAGCACUGUCCCAUUUACCAUGUUGUCAGGGCUGGAGCCAGCAUGUCCACCACAGGACACCCUGAAGGUAGAAGGAAAAUCUUAAACCUUUUUUAAUUUUAAAGAUUUUUAUUCAAAAAGCUGCAAGUCAUGCCUCUUACAAAAUUAAUAUUUGCAUGGAAGUAGUGCUCAUUAAUGAGAAUCAUGUACCGUUUGCCUCUGACUAACGAUUUUAGAGAUGAGAGUUCUCCAUUUUGAAAACUGAAAAAAGUUUUAGCUCAACGUUUGCCUUUUCUUAUGAGCUGUAACAUUUCAUUCAUCCAGUAAACCCUUUAAACAUGUUUAUGUAUGUAAGGACCAGGUUUCAUAAAAACAAAUCUUCUUUGCCAAAUGAGUCUUUCUCCUGACAUCGCCAUAUUUAUCUUUGCUUUCACAAGUGUUUUCCACUUGUUUUAUUAAUCAAUCUGCCUUUUAUUCACAGUGAUUCACAGUGAUUAUCUGUAGAAAAACAGCUGAAUAAGCUUCACUUCCAGCUUCAUAGAUAAUACAUUUACGGGAUGUUAUAGGUCAGAGGUCACAGCCUUCUGACAAAAACAAACCUCCUCAGUCAGCUGUGGUGAAGUUAACAGGGUGAUGAAGUUUCUAAAAAUCUAAAUCAACAGUUACUGAUGAUGAUUUUAUUUUUAUGGUGUUUUUUUGGGGGGAGGAUGUUUUCUUUCUGUAACAAGGUGAAGGUGUUUGAUGGAGCUGCACUUUACUGACACAGGAAAACACGACAGGAUCGAUGAUGUUGAAAUCUAAAUAUGUUUCAGUGAUAAUUGUUUCAGUGUCAUGAAUUAUAAAAAGGAUUUUCAGUGAUAAAUAAAGCACUAACUCCA